Emiliania huxleyi CCMP1516 is the source of this 594-nucleotide messenger RNA. RefSeq lists its product as hypothetical. Gene Ontology annotation, molecular function: mRNA binding. Lineage: Eukaryota; Haptophyta; Isochrysidales; Noelaerhabdaceae. The record is from RefSeq and is a predicted model, not a curated record. The annotation marks the transcript as partial. Gene Ontology annotation, cellular component: U1 snRNP; U2-type prespliceosome. The transcript has a single exon. Gene Ontology annotation, biological process: mRNA splice site recognition.
AUGGGCAAAACUCCGCACGAGCUCAUGCGCGAGCAGAUGGACGAGCUGAUGGGCAAGGCCCGCGACGUGCCGCUCGAGGAGCGAGAGAAGGCGCUUCCCUCCUUCUCCGACCCGAGCAUCGACCGGUUCCACCUGUGCGGUUGCUCGCCGUACGAGCUGCUCAAGGGGACCAAGUUCGAGACGAUGCCGCAGCUGCAGCGCGACGGCUUCCUCAAGGAGCGCUCCGAGGCGCUGCGCGUGCAGUGGGAGGCGCUGCCGCAGGAGGAGAAGGACAAGUACGGGUACGAGCGCGAGCUGAUGCUGCUGCUCGAGCUGCUGGUGGACGAGCAGGACCGGCGGAUCGCAAAGGCCAAGGAGCGGUACGAGCGCGAGAACGCGCUGGUGCCGCCCAUCCCGGCCGAGACUCAGGCCGAGAUUGACCGGCUGCGCGGCGAGGUCAAGGAGCUGCAGGCGCAGUCCGAGGCGCUCGGCGAGCAGGGCGAGGUGGACGAGUCGAUGACGGCGUUCCGCAAGGCGGAGGCGCUGCAGCUGCAGCUGCAGGAGAUCGAGCGCAAGGCGCAGCCCCUCGCGGGCAAGAAGCAGUUUGUCGACGAG